Messenger RNA from Cryphonectria parasitica EP155, 676 nucleotides. RefSeq lists its product as uncharacterized. The transcript has a single exon. The annotation marks the transcript as partial. The record is from RefSeq and is a predicted model, not a curated record. NCBI's taxonomy places the organism in Eukaryota, Fungi, Ascomycota, Sordariomycetes, Diaporthales, Cryphonectriaceae.
CAUGUACAGCAACCGUGUGUGGUCUCGGCCUGCCUUCCUGCCCCAGCUGUCGCCCGAGUGCUGCCUCCUCACCUCUCCUGGCGACGCGACGGGAGAUAGGCCGCGCUCGACGGAGAUGUUGCCCACGCUGACUAUGUCGGCAUCCUUGGACGCCACUGAGCCCCGUGAAGACGGUCGUGAUGUGGUCCUACUGCUGAGGAAGCUGCGGAGGCCACCGCCUUCUCGGACAGAAGGAGACUUCGGGGCUGUGAGAGAGGAGAAGCCGCUUGGGGGUUUGGCGGUCUUGAUGACGGGGGGCGCGGCGGCCAGCUCGUCGAGGUCGGCACCUGCGUCGUUGUCGCGCAGGUCGGUCGAAGAAAGCUUUGAGAAGGCGCCGUAAUCGACGCCGAAGGAGCCGUUGCGCCUUGGGACGUUGGGAGACGCAGCGGCGGCAGGGGAAUCGGGCGAGGUGUGGAUGGCGUCGAUGGGGACGUCGAAGUGGUCUGCUGCGGGGCGCGAGAUGACAGAAAGGCUCGUGAUCAGGGAGGAGAUGACCUCGGGAGAGGCAUGUGCGACAGACUCGUUUCUGGCGUGUGGCCGACUUGGUUGAUUGUAGUUGCCGGAUACUGUGUCUGCUUAGGAAGAGAGGGGAGAAAAUAUUAAGAUUUGUUCGUGUCUAGCGGGGAAAAGAACAGGG